This is a messenger RNA of Corythoichthys intestinalis (scribbled pipefish), 2315 nucleotides long. It is a transcript of the gene cog8, whose product is annotated as component of oligomeric golgi complex 8. The transcript has 6 exons. Gene Ontology annotation, biological process: intra-Golgi vesicle-mediated transport. The record is from RefSeq and is a predicted model, not a curated record. Lineage: Eukaryota; Metazoa; Chordata; Actinopteri; Syngnathiformes; Syngnathidae. Gene Ontology annotation, cellular component: COG complex. Bases 288 to 1907 code for a protein of 539 amino acids.
CCGUUUUCAUUUCAUCUUGAAUUUUCAAACGCAUUUGUUAUAAUGUAAGCUAGAUAUUUAAAAAUAUUUUAUUGACUCAAAAUGGUCGACGAGUGAGAACGUCGUGUAGCGCCCGGCUUUGAGUGAUUGCCUCCAUUCAAUCGCGAUAGCUCGCAGUUCUCGUCGAAGCCACCGGGCGGCAAUAAGGAGCACGUCGGAAGCAGGAAGAAGGGACGUGUCGUUGGAACUUAUCGUUGUUUUCCUUUUGCCGAGAGCGUGUCCCGAUCCAUUUCCGCUUUUAUUUCGCCAUGACGGCGGACGUGGAGGACGAGAGCCUUUUGGCGUGCGUCUUCCAGGACUGCUUCCCGGACAGCUGGAAGGACAAUGCCGAUCUGGCGGCCUACUUAUCGGAGCUCAGCUCGUUCGGCGUCGAUGAGUUGGGCCGCGAGGAGGAGCGGCUGGCGGAGGAGCGAGCGCGAGUCCUGGAGCAGACCCGACACUUGGCCUUCUCCGACUACCAGACCUUCAUCCGCACCGCAGACUGCACCGAGCGCAUCUACCGAGAUUUUGGCCGGGUGGAGGCCAGCGUCUCCCGCCUGCUUGAUAAGCUGCCCGCCCUCGCUCAUAGAUGCCGGAGGUUCGCUGAGGAGGCGGAGCAGAUGUCGGCGAGGCGCGCAACCAACACGCUGACGCUGAAGCGCCACACGGAGAUUCUGGAAAUCCUGGAGAUCCCUCAGCUGAUGGACACGUGCGUGCGCAACGCUUACUACGAGCAAGCGUUGGAGCUUGCCGCUUACGUGCGACGCCUAGACAACAAACACGGAAGCAAUCCUCUCAUUCAGGGUCUGGUACGCGAGGUGCGCGAAAGCUCCGGGCUGAUGCGGCUGCAGCUCCAGCAGCAGCUGCGCAGCGAGGCGCAGCUGUCGUCGUGCCUGCGCGCGGUGGGCCUCCUGCGGCGCGCCGACGCCCCGGACGAGGCCGAGCUGCGCGUCAAGUUCCUGCGGGCCCGCGGCGCCUGGCUGCGCUCGGCGCUGGACGCCGUCCCCGACGCCGAACCCUACGCGCACGCCAGCAAGAGCGCCGAGGCCGCCCGAGCGCACCUCUUCGACGUGCUGACGCAGUACCGCGCCGUCUUCUCCGAGCCCGGCCACGCCCCGCGCCCCACCCGCGUCCUCCGCGGCUGGCUGCUCGCCAAGGUGUGUGAGCUGACUGAGUCGUUAGAGCGUGACCUGCAGCGCGGGGCGUCGGCCCGGCUGGACUCGCUGGCGCCGCAGUGCAUGUACUUCGGACUGUCCUUCGGCCGAGUGGGCGCCGACUUCCGGGGCAGGCUGGCAGACAUUUUCCCACGGGCGGCGGCCGAGGCCUUCGGUGCGGCGGCACGGGAAGCAGCCGAGGGCUUUCGCCGAGACCUGGGCGCGUAUACGCCUGCUCCCCCGCCACCGACGCCACCAGGGACGGCGGCAGCCCCGGUUGAAGGGACCGUCGCCCCGCCCCACACCCUGCUGGACUUUCCACCGCUGGCCCGCUUCCUCAACCGCAUUCUGGUGGCCUUCAACGACCUGCGCCUGUGCUGCCCCCUGGCGCUGGCCCGCCGCGUCACCCUAGACCUGCACCUAGCCUUGGCCGACGUGAGCGAGGAGCUGUCUGCGUUCCACCGCGCCGAGGAUUCGGCGUUGAGCGACGGCGAACGCAGCUUGUUUGCGCGCAUGUGCCGCACCUACGCCCGGGACCUUCUGCCCUUUCUGGACCGCUGCCUGCAAAUCCUCUUUCCUGCCCGACAGAUGGCGCUCAUUCUCGGUGUACCGGCAUCUGGUGCUGAGAAUGUGGCACGCGUGGACGUGGAGCGGCUGCUGGAGCCGCUGGACUUCUUGCCGCCUGAGGACGAGCCAUCCUCGGAAGAAAAAGCCACCGCCGUCGUCUCCCCGUGACGAAUCAGUCCCUCCUGACUUGUCACCUUGGAAGAAAUGUUAUGCAGCAGAAAAACAGCAGGUCAUUGUUUCGCCACCGACCCGGGAAUCGGACGUCAUUAGCCAAAAAGCUGCCAAGGAUGUUCCCGGCCAGCUCGCUUGGCGAUGCCCCCCAGAAAUUAAAGACAAUCCGUCAGUCGUCAAACAAGUUUGAGCCUUUAUUCAAAAUAAAAAAAGCAAAUUUCUCAAGUCAUGUCACACGGAGGAGGACUUAAGGGAAACGCCGCCAGGUGAAAAGUUAAAGUGCUUCUCUGUCCCGCCGUCUCGUCUCCACACGUCACGGGAUGGACAGCGUCUGCGCAAAAAAAAAUACCUGCACAUUAAGUUCAUGUCAAAAGUUUUUCAAUUUUUCAAUAAAUGUUUGAACUA